UGCUGCUGCUUUCAAUGGAGCUUGUCAAAAGCCGGUUACAACACUGUGCUGACUUUCUUUACUUCAUUUAGGUUACGUGACACUAGCAAGCCCAUUGUGAUUUAACGUGCUGUUUUUUCAGUCUGUAACACCAGAAAACCUUGAAAAAAGUCACCUACUCAUGAAUUGAUAACGCCCUGUUCUAUAGCUCGCUCAUCGCCUCUAUCGAUCUGGACUGUUUAUACCCACAGUUCGCCCUUAAGGCAGCGAGCACAAUGAAAGAUGCAAGCUGAGGCUCGAAAGAAGCAGCUUACACAGCUCAUGUACUCGUUUUAAGCUUCAUCGUCCAGCCAGCAGCAGUUACGAAGUACCGAAACCGGCAGGCAGACAGAAAGAAAACCCCCGUGUGUGCACUGCUCCCUGGGUGAAGAAUGACUGAGUAUAAGCUGGUGGUGGUGGGAGCUGGAGGCGUGGGCAAAAGCGCUCUCACCAUUCAACUCAUCCAGAACCAUUUUGUGGACGAAUACGACCCAACUAUAGAGGACUCAUACAGGAAGCAGGUGGUGAUUGAUGGAGAGACAUGCCUACUGGACAUCCUGGACACAGCAGGUCAGGAGGAGUACAGCGCCAUGAGAGACCAGUACAUGAGGACAGGAGAGGGCUUCCUCUGUGUCUUUGCCAUUAAUAACACCAAAUCUUUUGAGGACAUCCACCACUACAGAGAGCAGAUUAAGAGAGUGAAAGACUCUGAGGAUGUCCCCAUGGUGCUGGUGGGCAAUAAGUGUGACCUGCCGUCCCGCACGGUGGAUACUAAGCAGGCUCAGGAUUUAGCACGCAGCUAUGGAAUUCCCUUCAUCGAGACCUCAGCAAAAACAAGACAGGGUGUUGAUGACGCCUUUUACACAUUAGUCCGGGAAAUCCGAAAGCACAAGGAGAAGAUGAGCAAGGAAGGCAAGAAGAAAAAAAAGAAGUCCAAGACAAAGUGUAUACUAAUGUGAAUAACACCUCCGUUUCAGUAUCGACUCCGAACAGCUGAAAUAUUAAAGAACUGCAUUUUGUACAUUACACUAAAUUAUUAGCCUCUUCAGCAUACACAAUGGAUUCCCGUUUUCCUUCAUUUGUUAUCUUACAAACAAAUAAGCUUUUUCUUGUCUGGUGCCAGUUGCCCCAAAGUGUUGGUCCUGCAUUACCAUAUACUGUAAAAUGUAAUUAUGUAAUGUCAGUCAAUAUUGUAAUUUUGUUUUCUGUUAGGUUUAUUUUUUCCCUGAAAGGCUGAAAAUUCCCCAGAUAUUCAUGAAGGUUUUCAUUAACAAAAAAAACACAGAAAAAAGCAAAAGGCAAUGCAUUGGCAGCACAUACUGUUCUUUGCUUCAUGGAAAUAAGCGCAUAAGUAUGAGGUGAGGCUAGGGCUGUGAUGAGAACUUUUGCGCGUUGCAAGACAUGCAGUAAAAUAUUGCAUUUCAUAAUUGUGCUAGUGAUGGUUUGAUAAACCAUGAGAGCUUAGUUUUCUGCACCAUUCUGAUCUUUUUUUAUAAUGUUUAAUGGAUUCCAUAAUUUGUAAAACAAAUUAAAUAAAACAAAAAAAAAGGGCAUCCAUUAUAUUAUCGUCAUAUCGACGCAUCCUUAACUAGGACCAACACUGGGGUGAAUUUUGAUAACUUCACCAGUGUGUAACAGAAGAUGUGAGUCCCUCUUUUGGGAUGUCACAGAUUUGCAUGUGAACUUCCAUUGUAGACCAAGUCCACAUCUAAGCCUUCAAUAGUGUAUGGGUGGUAAUCUCUUAACCUCGAUGACCUGUUUCAUUUGCAUGCUGUUCUUUUGUGUAAUCUCCUGGGAAAGUUAAGGAGAUUUUAAAAUACUGUAUUAAACAGCCAAUGUUGUCAGAGUGGGGAAGUUUUACCCCUUGGGUCCUUAACAUGCUGACAUCAUGUUCUUUCACAGUGUUGGGUAAUUUAAUGAUUUUCCACAUGUUGAUCUCAUUUUGAUAUUGAGCUUAGAGACUGACAAUAAUAACUAGAAUAAAGGGUGAAAUGGUAGAGUAAAAUCUGUUUAGAACGUUGGUUUCUCAGGCUUACCUUUUGAGGUUUGUGGUUAUAGAGUUUCUAAUGAAGUUUAAAAACAACUGAGGUCUCUGAAUGCUUCUCUCCUAGAGGCAGAGGAUGUUUCGGUUAAGAUUUUAAGAUUUACCCUUUUGUGCCCAGCCAAACAGCCUCUGGAUGGAGUUAGAUAUGUUUCUCUUUUCUCUCUGAGGAGGAUAUUAAGAUAUCAACCACUAGUAAUAAAUUAUGAAAAUUAUCUAUCUACUGAUGCAAAUGUACUUUUGGAGGUGGGGGGGACAAAUAGACCAACCAAAUGCCUUGUCUCAAAGUGCUGCCAUAAAGAUAUUAACACUCGCUUUGCCCAAGUCACAACUCUAGUUGCUUACUUCUGCUAUCUUUCAUCAACUGCAUGUUUUCUGAGACUGAGCAGUAAUGUGGGUGAAUGAGUGAAAGUAUGCAGUGUGGUCUGCUUUUUCAAAGUCUUUCACGAAUUGGUUCUACAGGACUGCCUUUCAUGGUUCAUUUAAACCUGAAAGGCUGACGUGAACAUUAAUGGCAAUACAUACCGUAAAAUAAUGACAUUUUAGAAGCAAGAGAGGUUAAAAACAAUGUUGCCUUCUUUUGGUUUUGAGUUCUUUAUACCAUGGGUCCUUAAUCAUUGCUAAUCCUUUUUGCUUUUACCCAUUAUAUUACACAAGUGAAAUUGUCUGAUUUAUUGCUAAUGCUGCAUCUCAAGGAGGCUAACACGGAAACAAAAAUCAGGAUAAAAACAUUAUUAUGCAAUGUUAAUGCAGGUAAAGGGUAUUUUAAGCUGUUUUGUUACCUCUCUCCCUUUAAAAUAAGGUAACUUAAUAGCACUGUAAUCAAAUUAGCCGUAGAGAGUCUGUGGAAAUGUGUUUGUGUUCUCUCUCUUUCUCUCUUUUCUCUCUCUCUCGUUCUCCUGUUCUCUCUCACCUCCCCCCCCCUUUCCCCCUUUUUGGUGUGCCAAUAGCAAAACGUAUUUUAACAACCUUUGUACAGUUGUGAUACUGAAAGAUGGAUAUUUUGUAAAUUGUGCUUCAUUUUUGUUUGUUGUUUGAAAUGUCACUUUAAUAGAGUUGAAAGAGGCACUCUCUGUGUAAGUGACUGGUAUGUGUGUGUGAAUGUGAGCGAGAGAGAAGCUCUUGGUGUGUGAGUGCAUGUGUGAGUGACCACUGUUCUAACCCCAUACAGAAUUUCACUCAGUGUGGUGAUUCCCAGAUCAAAUUACUUUUAUUUUUAUUUUCAUGCCAUUAUUUCCAUCAGUCAUAUUUAAUGUAUAAUAAACUGAUACAGAUCCAGCUGA
Molecule: messenger RNA, 3342 nt
Organism: Colossoma macropomum (tambaqui)
Lineage: Eukaryota; Metazoa; Chordata; Actinopteri; Characiformes; Serrasalmidae
Gene: kras
Product: v-Ki-ras2 Kirsten rat sarcoma viral oncogene homolog
Exons: 5
Coding region: 411-977 (188 amino acids)
Biological process (GO): Ras protein signal transduction
Cellular component (GO): plasma membrane
Molecular function (GO): GTP binding; GDP binding; GTPase activity
Source: RefSeq, a predicted model, not a curated record